GAGAACCAUUUGAGUAAAGAGGUGGGAUCAUGUCAGGCGGAUCUCGCGAGUUCUCGCGAGAUUCUGUGAACCUGACGGCGAGAGUGACACGAUUGCGGCUAAAAGAGGAAGCUAACUAGUUAGUUCAGACUUCAAAAGAAUCCCAUUUAAACAUGUCGGGGCGCUCGGUUCGCGCGGAGACUAGAAGCCGGGCUAAAGAUGACAUUAAGAAGGUGAUGGCGGCGAUUGAACGAGUCCGGAGAUGGGAGAAAAAGUGGGUGACUGUUGGAGACACGUCUCUGAAGAUAUUCAAAUGGGUUCCUGUAGUGGACACUAAAGAGAAGGAGAAGAGUAAAGCUCCACCUGCUGCUGAGGUUCAGAUCAACACUUUCUCUUCAGAGGAAACGACUGAAAACUCCUGCACAGCUCUCCUGGAUUACCAAGAUGAGAACAGCAGUCACAGCUCUCUCUCAGACUCGUUCCAGAGUAAAGUGAUCCCCGCUGACAGCAGCACGAACUCCAGUCCUCAGCGCAGUGAACCUGUCAGCCCUGUCCCUCACACACACUCACACACACUCACACACACUCACGAGUAUCGCCCUGACGAGCCACUGCCACCAACACUCGGCCAGGAGUGUAUGGAGGAGGCAUCGCUGCAGCGUGAGAUGGCUGAUGAACCACCGACACUGGUUAAAGAAGAUAUUUUACCCGUUACAGCUCAGGUAAAUACAUGUAUAUUAAAUAAAUAUGAAAAUAUAAAAUAUUUAUUUAUUUGUUUUGUUUGUUUGUUUGUUUUUACACAGGAUGAGGAAAAUUCUGGCGCUCCACCUCUUAAAAGAGUGUGUACUGAGCACACGUCUGUUAUCCAGUCUACUCUGACCAGUUAACACACACACACACACACACACACACACGCACAGUAUAAUCAAUGUGCUGAUGAGACAUUCCUGUACUGAGAGGAAAGUAAGGCGUUUCAUGAUCAGCAGCAGUAACUGAAUUUAUUACCUUUAUAGCAGGUGUGAAGGCUCAGGUGUUCCACUGCUGCAAGACAUUCUGGGUGAACCAGUGCUAGGCAGUGAGCGAGGCAGGACUGAGUACACUGAGGGGACUUUACACGCACUCUGGGGAGUGAAUCAGAUGCUGUAACUUUCUGCUUUAGUUGAGUUCACUGGCAUUUAUUAGUGUAUGAUAAAGUGUUUAGAAAAUAUCUUUUACACUUUACACCAUUUUACAGGUUGCACUGACUGCGACUAUGUGACUAUUUCACCAUCACAGGAAAGAAAAGUGAACAUGUUCAUCAAUAAAAUACACCGAUCAGUCAUAAAAUUAAAAACACUGACAGGUAAAGAAGUGAAUAACACUGAUUAUCUCAUUACAAUGGCACCUGUCAAGUAUUAGACAGCAAGAGAACAGUCGGUUCUUGAAGUUGGUGUGUUGGAAGCAGGAAAAAUGGGGAGGUGGGUUUCACAAUCUGCUAAAAAAGUUAAAUCAGACACCUUUCUCUUUUAGCCAUCAUUAACUUUUUCAGCAGUUUGCUCUGAAACAGUAGCUCUUCUGUGGGAUUAGACCAUAUGGGCUAGCCUUUGUGCCCCGUGUGAAUCAAUGAGCCUUCGACACUCAUGACCCUGUCGCCGGUUCACCGGUUGUCCUUUUGAUCCUUGGACUACUUUUGGUAGGUACUAACCACUGCAUACCGGGAGCACCCCACAAGAUGUGCCAUUUUGGAGAUACUCAGACCCAGUCAUCUCACCAUCACAAUCUGGGCCUUGUUAAAGUCGCUCAGAUUGCCCAUUUUUCCUGCUUCCAACACAUCAACUUCGAGAACUGAUUGUUCUCUUGCUGCCUAAUAUAUCCCACCCCUUGGCAGGUGCCACUGUAAUGAGAUAAUCAAUGUUAUUCACUUCACCUGUCAGUGUUUUUAAUUUUAUGGCUGAUCGGUGUACAAUAUGACACAAAACUGAAGCUGGCAUCAGAGACUGAAUCACUCGCUUUUCCAGAACAUUGUCAUGUGAAAUGCGCACACACAGAGUAAAAUUCCCUCACAGCACUUUAUCAGCUUGAUAACUAGCGCAAAAACUCAUCAGACGUAAAUUAAUCAGUAAGAGUGAGUGCUGAAGAUUGUCCUGCAGUUUAUCAACAUUUCCUUCAUCACUGCUACAAAUCACAAAUUUAUUUUAUUUUUCUGAUUCUACAGAUUUCCUGCUAGUUCACUUCUGUAGGUUAUUAGUCUGUUACAGUGAAUUAUGAACACACUUAAAUGAUAUCUAUCUAUAAAUAAUAUACAUACACGCAACAUACUGUACAUAUCCAUGAAUAUAGAUUAUAUUCGAGAGAAUUUUUAUCUUACAGUUCAAAAAGGAGUAAAUAAUAAUAUCAAGAUAAUUUAUUUCUUCCCCAUGCAGUCAUAUUUAAUGAUGGAGUAAUUGUUUUAGUUCAAUUUUGUUUAUUUGAAAAGAAUUUCUGUUGUUGUGUUUUUGAUAUCGGGUAUUUUUAAUGUUUAUGAUUCUUCAUUAUCGUGAUUAUACUGUAUGAAUGAAAGCGGUUUUGAGUUUGAAGUAACAUUUAGCUGAUGACGAUGAUGAUGAUAAUGAUUCCUGUACACUGGUUAAGUGGCACAUUGAUGUUGAAUUUAUAUUAUUAUUUAAAAUGUCAUUAAAAUAUUUGGACCUUC
Neoarius graeffei (lesser salmon catfish) is the source of this 2650-nucleotide messenger RNA. It is a transcript of the gene bcl7ba, whose product is annotated as BAF chromatin remodeling complex subunit BCL7B a. Bases 153 to 866 code for a protein of 237 amino acids. The transcript has 5 exons. NCBI's taxonomy places the organism in Eukaryota, Metazoa, Chordata, Actinopteri, Siluriformes, Ariidae. The record is from RefSeq and is a predicted model, not a curated record.